GGGACAAUGAUGAUCCCCAGUGUUAUUGCACCACCUGCGAUACAUUCUGCAUUUAUGCGUCCCGCUGCAUCGUUGCAUUCGCCUCUGCAGUCAGCUUUCCCCGCGUACCCCAGCUUUCUGGUGGAGGACCUGCUGCGCGUCAACAGACCUACUAGUUACUUGAACCAAGGGAUGUACUCGCCAUGCGCCUCUCCGCCACCUUCAAACAUUUCCAUCCUGGAUAACCACAUGCUAUCGGACAGAGUCAGCCACAGUGUCACAAAGAAACAAGGUGCUUGCUCGCCAAAAACUUCACUGUCUAGUAAGGAUCCAAACUAUCUCAAGUUUGGGGUAAGUGCCAUUUUGGCACCGUCGCCAAAGAAAGCCGCCUCUCCCCCCUCCGUUGACGGCAUGCAUCCAAAAGGAUUCACCUUUCCUUCUUUCGAUGUAUCGUUCUACCCUUUCGUCCGUUCCUCAUACUUUCCUGCUCCUUCGUCUGUUGGACCUACCCCUGGAACUUUUCCCUGGCCUCUUGCGUCGAGAGGAAAGCCGAGAAGAGGGAUGCUGCGACGGGCAGUGUUUUCUGAUGUGCAGCGCAAAGCUUUGGAGAAAAUGUUCCAACGGCAAAAAUAUAUUAGCAAGCCCGACAGGAAAAAGCUUGCAUCGAAACUUGGACUUAAAGACACACAGGUCAAAAUUUGGUUCCAGAACCGGCGCAUGAAAUGGAGAAACUCAAAGGAAAGGGAACUGCUGUCUGCCGGAGGCUGCCGAGAACAAACCCUGCCUACCAAAACAAAUCCUCACCCAGAUCUCAGUGACGUGGGUAAAAAGUGCUCAGAGGAUGAUGAAGAUGAAGACGACUAUGCUUGCGGAGAUAGUCGUACACCAAGACGCGAACUGUCAAAUAGCACUGACUCCAGCAUUUCAUGCAAACACUCGGACUUUUCUGAAUCAGAAGAUGAAAUUACGGUUUCAUAA
Messenger RNA from Myxocyprinus asiaticus (Chinese sucker), 957 nucleotides. Its product is annotated as homeobox protein DBX1-A-like. Gene Ontology annotation, molecular function: DNA-binding transcription factor activity, RNA polymerase II-specific; DNA binding. The record is from RefSeq and is a predicted model, not a curated record. The coding region runs from base 7 to 957 and encodes 316 amino acids. Lineage: Eukaryota; Metazoa; Chordata; Actinopteri; Cypriniformes; Catostomidae. Gene Ontology annotation, biological process: regulation of transcription by RNA polymerase II; cell differentiation in spinal cord. The transcript is spliced from 4 exons.